CACUCUUCUUUCCACUGAAUUCCUCUCUUUUGCAAAGACACGAGAAUUAAUGGCAAUUUGGUUGUGGUCAUGCGUAACUCCAUCCAAAACAGCCAAACUCAUCCGAUUUGAUGGCGGCGUUGAGAGAAUCAAAGUUAAAGUGGGAAUGAAGGUUGCAGAAUUAAUGCUCGACAAUCCCAAUCAAUUUGUCUGCAAUUUGGGUAGUCUGCAAGCAGGGCAUCGUAUUUUAGCGCUCCCUGCGGAAGAAGAAAUAGAGUGGGGAAAUACAUACGUUCUUCUCCCCAUGCAAAAAUUGCGCUGUGUGCUGAGUGAGGCGGACAUGGGUAGAAUUCAACAAUUGAAGAACAAAUCGAAUGCAAUCUCCUCCUCCCACUCCAAAAUCGUUCCACUCUCUGAGGAGGACUUUGUGGCGGAGAAAUCGUCGUUGGCAAAACUGGUGGCGAAUGAGGAAGAAAUAGAGAAGAUGAAGAUGAGAAUAGGCGGGCAGAGAUGCUGGAAACCUUCCUUGCAUACAAUUGAAGAGACUCGCAGCUUAAAAUUCACAGAAAACGCUCCAAAACUACCAAUUUUGACUUGCAGAUUGAGAUAACGCCAUUGAAUUUGUUUACACCUAUCAUUUUUAUUUAUUUAAUUUUUUUUAUCAAAAGAGCAAUAAUAAUUCGCGUGGCC
Messenger RNA from Cryptomeria japonica (Japanese cedar), 669 nucleotides. RefSeq lists its product as uncharacterized. The record is from RefSeq and is a predicted model, not a curated record. Lineage: Eukaryota; Viridiplantae; Streptophyta; Pinopsida; Cupressales; Cupressaceae. The transcript has a single exon. Bases 50 to 589 code for a protein of 179 amino acids.